AUGGAGUCAGCACUGGAGCCAGGCCCAACCCCGAGCCCGCCCUAUCACUGUGUGGUGUUGCCGCCACCCGAUUAUGCCUCUUCGUCGGAGGCACCCAGCUAUACGUCGCAGCCCUCCCCCUUUGAGGAGACGCUCGACUUUACCGCGCGGCCGAGGAUACCCAUUCCUACUGGCCAGCACAUUAGAAAGAAAGGCCGCAUCACGCUGGUCCUCGAUAACCAGGACGAGGGCGCGGCCGUGCCCACGUACCGACGCAACGCGCUCAUCUCCGGCGAGGUACGCCUCGAGAGCCGGGAGGACACUCAGGUCGUCUCCCUGGAGGGCAAGCUCAGCAUGACGGUGUCCGAGGGCUUCAGCGAAACCCGGAACCUCCUCUCAGAAAGCCUGACAAUAUGGGAUGGCGACGGCGAGUGCCCGUACCGCUUCCCGUUUGACCUCCCAAUACCUGCGUCGUGUCGGAUGGGCGAUGCCCACCCUCCCUCGCCACCGAGUUAUCAGAUGGAGUUCCCCGGCGUGCCCGGGCUGUUUGUGAAGGUCGAGUAUACCCUGGUAAUUGCUGUCACGGAGCGGACGCUUGGGAUAUUCAAGCGUACGAAAUGCACCGAACUCUGUCUGCCUCUGAAUUACUACCCGCGGUCACGACCCCACCGGCCAAUACUAUCGCCCUCGCUCUCCUUCCGGCACACCAUGAAAGUGGCGCCGGAGGAGUGGUUCCAGGUCACGUCCACGAUGCCUGCGCGCACGGGCUCGGGCGUCGAGCCUCUCGAUUGCCACUUGUUCAUCCCGGCCGUGCAGAUAUACGGGAUCAGCGACACGAUCCCGUUCUACGUGCAGCUGCGCGGGCCAGCCGCCUCGCUGCUCGCCUUCCUCCCCACGAGUCCCGCCUGUUCUCCUUCUCCCCGGUCCUCGUCCUCGCUCCCAAUCAACCUACCGCCCCUCCCCUCCUUCUUCCCGCCCUCCUCCCGGUUUAAAGGGAAAGCCAGGUCCACCUCGACGCAGCCGACGAUCCGCGUGUUCCUGUACCGCCAAGUGGCCGCGACGAUCCGCGGGCAGAAGACGUGGCGGCCGACGGUGCUCGGCGAGGGCAAGCUGCGCUUCGUGCCGAGCGCGGAGGGCGGGAGCCUGGACUGGGAGGGCGAGGUGCGCUGCCGCGCGGACGUCGCCGUGGGCGGGUUCCGCGUCGGCCCGCUGGUGGUGAAGGAUUUCAUUGUGCUGUCGCUCGUGCCCCCGGACCCGGAGACGAGCGGGCUCGUGGAGCACCAGCAUGCGCACCCCAUAAGACUUGUGACGGAUUCGUAUGCGGAGUUGCUGGGCCCGCCACCCGAGGCGAUGGUCGAUUGA
This is a messenger RNA of Gloeophyllum trabeum ATCC 11539, 1341 nucleotides long. RefSeq lists its product as uncharacterized. Lineage: Eukaryota; Fungi; Basidiomycota; Agaricomycetes; Gloeophyllales; Gloeophyllaceae. The coding region runs from base 1 to 1341 and encodes 446 amino acids. The transcript has 4 exons. The record is from RefSeq and is a predicted model, not a curated record.